AUGCCGCCAAAACGCGAGCCCAUCCAAUCUGCCCUCGCGCCGCGGCCGCGGGGGAUAUUGAAGAACAAGCAGCCGGUGGCUGAAAACGCUAGUGGAUCGAGUCAGCUACACUGGGACGAGGGAAAUUUGGAUGUCAAUCAGUACGAGCGCGACAAUACAGCGGCGCGCAUGAAAAUCGACGAGCCCAAAACGCCGUUUGUGCAUAGCACCAGUGCGCCGCCGCUGGAAGAAGAGGGGUUUGAUCUCGAUAUGGAUCCAGAUGCGCGGCCACGUACUGCGUCUGUUGUGCGCGAUGACGAUCUCUUGGAUCGGGAGCAAGUCGCGGCAAAUACAAAGGCCAAUGCACAGCAAUCAGCAAGUGUGCCGCUCGUGGCGCCGCAUGCCGUGGCGCCUGCGCCAUCCUUUACCGAAAAAGGGACUCAGCAGCUCCACCACGCCGAGUUUCAGGAGAAGCGGCACCACCAUUAUGGGGACGAGGCGCAGGCACUAAAAAUGGCGGCGCAGCUUCCCGAGGAGGAGGACGAGUAG
Molecule: messenger RNA, 528 nt
Organism: Malassezia vespertilionis
Lineage: Eukaryota; Fungi; Basidiomycota; Malasseziomycetes; Malasseziales; Malasseziaceae
Exons: 1
Coding region: 1-528 (175 amino acids)
Biological process (GO): regulation of signal transduction
Molecular function (GO): protein phosphatase inhibitor activity
Source: RefSeq, a predicted model, not a curated record